Ricinus communis (castor bean) is the source of this 600-nucleotide messenger RNA. Its product is annotated as 60S acidic ribosomal protein P3. Gene Ontology annotation, cellular component: ribosome. The transcript is spliced from 2 exons. The record is from RefSeq and is a predicted model, not a curated record. Gene Ontology annotation, molecular function: structural constituent of ribosome. The coding region runs from base 66 to 434 and encodes 122 amino acids. Lineage: Eukaryota; Viridiplantae; Streptophyta; Magnoliopsida; Malpighiales; Euphorbiaceae.
CUGGAAGCAGUCCUGUUUUUCCCUUUGUUAGGUUCACUGAAAUAACAAAAACAAAGCAGCCAACAAUGGGAGUCUACACAUUUGUCUGCCGACAAUCAGAUGGCGAGUGGUCAGCCAAGCAGCUCUCUGGUGACCUUGAGGCCUCUGCUGCUGUGCCCUUCGAGCUCCAGAGGAAGCUCGUCAAUCUCGCUGCCUCCUCCGACUCAUCCGGUGGCGUUCAGUCCUCUUUCUCUUACGUCACCCCUUCUUCUGCAGUUUUUCAGGUGAUCAUUGGUGGUGGUGGUGGUGGAGGUUUUAUUGGUGGUGGAGCCGCUGCUGCAGCGGCUCCAGCAGGAGGCGCAGCAGCUGCAGCUGAAGCACCUGCUGAGGAAAAGAAGAAAGAAGAGCCAGCUGAGGAGAGUGACGAUGAUAUGGGAUUCUCUCUCUUUGAUUAGAGUGUAUGAUUUAUGCCAAGUUAUUACUCUCAUCUUGUUCUUAUUUUGAGUUUGGUCUCCAGUUCUUUUUGUUUUGUUUUGCUAGACUUGGUGAAAUGAAAUUAGACUUAGAUUUUGGAUUAGAGAAAUUUCAUUUUAUUAUUAUUAUGAAAAAGCAUUUUUGGAA